AUGACACCUCCCAUAACAAACAACUCCAACGGCACACAAUUCACACAGCCGGCUGAAUGCUACAACUCGCGCGACGCGGUGUCGGCCAUGCCCUCCAAUAUCGAAUAUUAUAAUCAGGUCCCGUUGUACCAAACGAAAGAUCACUACAGAGAUAUGAAGGCGGUUUUGCAGUCUUGCUGUUCGAAUGGGGUGUGGAUUUCUGAGGAUCCGGACCCUUGCACGGCUAUCUGUGAUUCGACAAAUUCGGCUGAAGCGAAGAGGGUCAUGUACUGUUUGAAUGCUGAGCAGGUUGUUCAUGGGACCAAACUGGAUAAGAGUUCUGGGACAAUCAGGCGUCCCGCGGUGGGUUGGAUGUCUUUGAUGAUUGGGGGAAUGCUCCUGUCGGGAAUGUUUAUUUGA
Molecule: messenger RNA, 399 nt
Organism: Penicillium hordei
Lineage: Eukaryota; Fungi; Ascomycota; Eurotiomycetes; Eurotiales; Aspergillaceae
Exons: 1
Coding region: 1-399 (132 amino acids)
Source: RefSeq, a predicted model, not a curated record